CUUCCUUUCCGCCUUCAACAAACCAAUCACACAAGAAAUUUGGUUAAAAUUAUCACACUGUAAACUGUUCUCCAUUUCUUCCUGUUAAGCUGCUCUUUAGUGUCCAAUGGCGGCAUCAGUCGACAACCGCCAGUUCCACCUCGAACCAUCCUUAAAUGGCGUCGUUCGGUUCAAAUCAGGUGCAACCCACAGGUCUGACUCUCCCGUUCGUACCUUCAACUUUACCCCAGAUUUUACCCGCUCCAACCAGAAACCGGAUCCUUAUACAAUGGAGGAAGAUUACUCCAGCGACGAUGAAGCUGAUUAUAAGGAUCUAAUCAGAAAGGGAAAUAGCGAGUUAGAGCCAUCGAUUCUCGACCCACGAGACGAAGGAACUGCUGAUAACUGGGUGGAGCGUAACCCUUCAAUGAUCCGACUCACAGGAAAACAUCCCUUUAACUGUGAAGCCCCCUUGCCCAUGCUCAUGCAUCACGGGUUCAUAACCCCAGUCCCGCUCCACUACGUCCGCAGCCACGGUGCUGUUCCUAAGACGAGUUGGAGUGACUGGACCGUUGAGAUUUGCGGGUUAGUGAAAAGACCAAUCCGGUUCACCAUGAACCAGCUAGUGAAUGAGUUCCCGAGCCGUGAAUUCCCGGUGACCCUGGUUUGCGCGGGCAAUAGACGAAAAGAACAAAACAUGGUGAAACAAACCAUCGGUUUUAACUGGGGAGCAGGAGGAGUAUCCACUUCUGUGUGGCGCGGUGUACCUUUACAUUUGAUACUGAAGCGAUGUGGAAUCUACAGCCGCAAGAAAGGGGCCCUGAAUGUGUGCUUUGAAGGAGCGGAGGAUCUUCCAGGUGGAGGUGGGUCCAAGUAUGGAACCAGCAUCAGGAAAGAGUAUGCCAUGGAUCCAGCGCGUGAUAUAAUCCUGGCUUACAUGCAAAACGGUGAGCUUUUGGCUCCUGACCAUGGAUACCCAGUGAGGAUGAUUAUUCCUGGCUUCAUCGGUGGCCGUAUGGUUAAAUGGUUAAAGAGAAUUAUCGUUACCACCAAAGAAUCUGACAGUUAUUAUCAUUACAAGGACAACAGAGUUCUGCCUUCCCAUGUUGAUGCUGAGCUUGCUAAUGCUGAAGGAUGGUGGUAUAAACCGGAAUAUAUCAUCAACGAGUUGAAUAUAAAUUCGGUGAUAACGACACCAACUCAUGAAGAGAUCUUGCCUAUUAAUUCGUGGACUACUCAGAUGCCAUACAGGUUGAAGGGUUACGCAUAUUCCGGCGGUGGGAAGAAAGUGACGCGUGUCGAGGUGACCAUGGAUGGUGGGGAAACGUGGCAAGUUUGCACUUUGGACCAUCUUGAGAAACCUAACAAGUAUGGCAAAUACUGGUGCUGGUGCUUCUGGUCCCUGGAGGUGGAGGUUCUGGACUUGCUUGGAGCCAAAGAGAUUGCCGUAAGAGCGUGGGAUCAGGCCCUUAGCACCCAACCCGAGAAGCUCAUCUGGAACGUCAUGGUAUGUCACAUUUCUUUUUCUUAAUUUUAGUCCACCUAUUUGUGUUCAUGUACGUGGUGAAGAAUAAACAAAUCGAAAAACCUUAAGCCAAUAGCAAGUCGCCACUUGGGUUUUGGUGAAGCGACGUGAGAGUCCCAUUGAUACAUUCAACUGUGGGAAUCCUAAUUUCUCCCACAAACCCCACAUAGUUUGGAACUGUGUGGCCCCUUAAACAAAUUACCUGUUGUUUUCGGUGGACGUAUGCCUUAGGCUGAUUUCCAUAAGAAAAAUGAUGUUACUGCCUACCUCAUCCUGAAUUAGUGCUGCUUAAUUUGACGAUGCAAGCGAUUAAAAAUUCUCUUCUUAAAAAAGAAUCGUUAUUUUAUGUGGAGAUUAAAAAUCAAUGAUUUUUUUUUUUAUUUUUAACUUAGACUCACCAUUUGUUGUCCUUGAUGUUGAUGGUAGACUAGCAAUUUGUUUUUGAAAUAUAAACACU
Messenger RNA from Manihot esculenta (cassava), 1961 nucleotides. RefSeq names its product nitrate reductase [NADH]. The record is from RefSeq and is a predicted model, not a curated record. Gene Ontology annotation, molecular function: molybdenum ion binding; oxidoreductase activity; molybdopterin cofactor binding. The transcript has 3 exons. Lineage: Eukaryota; Viridiplantae; Streptophyta; Magnoliopsida; Malpighiales; Euphorbiaceae. The coding region runs from base 107 to 1510 and encodes 467 amino acids.